This is a messenger RNA of Ananas comosus (pineapple), 4742 nucleotides long. Its product is annotated as ABC transporter C family member 8-like. The record is from RefSeq and is a predicted model, not a curated record. Gene Ontology annotation, molecular function: ATP hydrolysis activity; ABC-type transporter activity; ATP binding. Gene Ontology annotation, biological process: transmembrane transport. The transcript has 12 exons. Gene Ontology annotation, cellular component: plant-type vacuole; vacuolar membrane. The coding region runs from base 109 to 4500 and encodes 1463 amino acids. Lineage: Eukaryota; Viridiplantae; Streptophyta; Magnoliopsida; Poales; Bromeliaceae.
ACGUAUUUUGGCGUCUACAAAACGCUUUUCGAAAUGGGUAUUUGUUGUUUUGCUACAAGGAGCUUAAACUAAGCACUUAGCAAAACAGCAGAGCAGGUUUUGUCAAAAAUGGCUUCUCUUUGUAGUCACCAAGAUUGGUUUCUCCGGAUUUGCGGAGAGAAGUCAAAUUGGGGAUCUCUGUGCCUGCAGAGAAGUUUGAUUGAUCUUCUGAAUCUGCUUUUUCUCAUUACCUACUGUUUGAGUUCAUUAAUAGUAGCUGUAUUCAGAAAACAGCAUAGCAGCAGAAACAGGAACUCAAAUUGGGGAUUUUCUAUAGCCAUUGCUUCUGCGUGUUGCGCGGUAACCGGCAUUGCGUAUAUGAUAAUCGGAUUAUGGGCUUUAUCUAGUGGGGAGCUUAAACCUUGGGAGCGAAUCGAUUGCGUUCUUAGGGGAUUGAUUUGGUUAUUUUUGUUAGUUUCCUUAAACUAUCAGCCCGCCAAAUGGUUGAAAACCUUUGCUCAAUUUUGGUGGAUCUUAUUCUCAGUUCUCAUCUCUGCAUAUAACUUGGAAAUUCUGGUCAACUCUCACAGCCUUCGAGUUCUCGACGCGAUAUCAUGGCCUACAAGCUUGAUUCUACUUUUCUGUGCUAUUAGGCUUAAUAAAAGCGAUGCUUAUCGAGACCCUUCGAACGAUAGCUUAUCUAAACCCCUGCUGAGUGCGCAGAAUGCGAAAAGAACGGAAUUUAGCGAAGCGGGCUUUUUCAGCCGCUUGACAUUUACCUGGAUGAACCCAUUACUAAAAUUAGGCUACUCGAAACCAUUGGAUCUCAAUGACAUCCCUCCUUUGGACAAUGAAGAUGGCGCGUUUCAAGCUUGUGAAGCGUUUUUGAGAGAAUGGGACCUCCAUGUGCAGGAAAAUACAAGCACCGAUAACUUGGUUUUCGUAGUGCUCGCUAAGUGUUACUUGAAGGAAAUUCUUGUAACCGCUUUGUACACAUUGCUGAGGACGCUAUCCUUUGCAGCCUCUCCUAUUUUGCUGUAUUCGUUUGUCUCGUAUUCUUAUCAAGAAAGAAGAGAUCUCUUCUUGGGCAUUUCUCUAGUGGGUUACUUAAUCGUAAUAAAAAUUGUUGAGUCCUUGUCUCAAAGGCAUUGGUUUUUUGGUUCGAGAAGGCUCAGAAUGAAGAUGCGCUCCGCUGUGAUGGCUGCUAUCUUUGAAAAGCAGCUUAAGCUUUCGAGCCAAGGUAGAAAAAGGCAUUCUGCGGGAGAAAUUGUAAAUUACAUUGCAGUUGAUGCCUAUAGACUUGGUGAAUUCCCCUUUUGGCUUCACUUAGCAUGGAGCCAACCACUGCAGCUGCUUUUAGCCGUAAUCUUACUAUUUUGGACGGUCAGUUUAGGAGCGCUUCCGGGUUUGGCCCCUCUCACGAUUUGUGGAAUCAUUAAUAUCCCUUUCGCGAAGAUGCUACAAAAAUACCAGUCAAAAUUCAUGAUCGCGCAAGAUGAGAGACAAAGAGCUACUUCUGAAGUGUUAAACAAUAUGAAGAUCAUCAAGUUACAGUCGUGGGAGGAGAAGUUCAGAAUGGCGAUCGAAGCUCUUCGAGAUGUAGAGAUUAAGUGGCUGAAAGAAACCCAGAUUAAGAAGGCAUAUGGAAGUGCUUUGUUUUGGAUGGCUCCUACAAUUGUUUCAGCCGUGAUUUUUGCUGGAACAGCUGCCAUGAGAAGUGCUUCUUUAGAUGCUAGUACAAUUUUCACAAUUCUAUCAACCUUGAGAGUGAUUUCAGAGCCAAUGAGGAUGAUCCCUGAAGCACUCUCUAUGAUGAUCCAAGUAAAAGUAUCAUUGGACCGUAUCGGUGUUUUUCUCCUUGAGGAAGAGUGUAAGGAUGAGGAUGUUCAAAGAAAUUCAUUGCAUAAUUCUGAUAUUUCUGUUAAUGUUCACAACGGUAUGUUCAGUUGGGAACCUAGCACGAAUAUUCCAACUUUGAGCAACAUAAAUUUGAGUAUAAGAAGCGGAGAGAAGGUUGCAAUUUGUGGCCCUGUAGGUGCUGGAAAAUCAUCAUUGCUAUAUGCUAUUCUUGGGGAGAUACCCAGAAUCUCUGGAUCAGUGGAAAUUUUUGGCUCUAUCGCUUAUGUUUCACAAACAUCUUGGAUCCAAAGCGGCACCAUUCGCGACAACAUACUCUUUGGGAAGCCCAUGAAUGCGGAACUCUACAAAAAGGCCAUUGAAUCUUGUGCUCUAGAUAAGGAUAUUGAGAAUUUUGUUCAUGGAGAUCUUACUGAGAUAGGCCAAAGAGGAUUAAAUAUGAGUGGAGGACAGAAGCAAAGGAUUCAGCUUGCGCGAGCGGUCUACAAUGACGCAGACACCUAUCUCCUAGACGAUCCUUUUAGUGCAGUAGAUGCACAUACUGCGGCAAUCCUAUUUCAUGAUUGCGUCAUGACUGCUCUAGAGAGGAAGACUGUCAUUCUUGUGACCCAUCAAGUCGAGUUUCUUGCUAAAGCUGAUAGAAUUUUGGUCAUGGAAAAUGGACAAGUUACACAAGAAGGAACUUAUGAAGAUCUUCUGAAGUCCGGGACGGCAUUUGAACAGCUUGUCAAUGCUCAUAAAUCUUCGAAAACUACCCUAGAUUCUCAAAAUCAUGAAAAACAACUAGAAAAUCAAGCAUCAUUUAAGGAUCCAUUAAAGCCUGUAAAGCAAAAUAGUGAGGGAGAAAUCACAGUUAAGGGCCUAUCUGCAAUCCAGCUCACGGAAGACGAAAAAAGGGAAACAGGAGAACUUGGAUUGAAACCAUAUAAGGACUAUAUUUCAGUUUCAAAGUGUUCAUUUCUUUUUGGCCUGAUUUUAUUGACACAGUCGCUUUUUGUCCUUCUUCAAUGUCUAGCAACCUAUUGGCUGGCUUUUGCUGUUCAGAUGCACCACUUUGCUAGUGGAAUUGUGGUUGGAGUUUACGCAAUUAUGUCUACAUCUAGUUGCAUUUUUGCUUAUAUUAGGAGCUUGUUAGCAGCUCAUCUUGGAUUAAAGGCCUCAAAAGCAUUCUUUUCGGGAUUCAUGGAUUCAGUGUUUAAGGCUCCCAUGUUGUUCUUCGAUUCAACUCCGACGGGAAGAAUUGUAACCCGGGCAUCUUCAGAUAUGAGUAUUUUGGACUUCGAUAUACCUUACACCCUUGCGUUUGUGAUCUCUGGUGCUAUUGAGAUCACUGGAACUAUAAUAAUCAUGGUCUCAGUUACAUGGCAAGUGCUGUUUGUAGCAAUCCCAGCAAUAAUUCUUAUACUGUAUAUCCAGAGGUAUUACAUAGCGUCGGCAAGGGAGCUAGUAAGAAUCAAUGGAACGACAAAGGCACCUAUUAUGAACUACACAGCAGAAUCAAUGCUUGGGGUGGUUACUAUAAGGGCUUUUGCAAUGACAAAAAGGUUUAUUCAAAACAAUCUGCAGCUUAUUGACACUGAUGCAGCAUUAUUUUUCCAUACAAUUGCUGCAUUGGAGUGGGUUCUUUUAAGAGUUGAAGCACUCCAAAUUCUGAUUAUAAUUACUGCAUCUGUUUUUCUUGUUUUUCUUACUGAGGGAACAACUGCUCCAGGUUUUCUAGGUCUCUGCCUUUCUUAUGCUCUUACACUCUCUUCUGCGCAAGUAUUUCUAACAAGGUUCUACUCGAACCUUGAAAACUAUGUAAUCUCUGUGGAGAGAAUCAAGCAAUAUAUGCAUAUUCCGCCAGAGCCCCCUGCUGUUAUUGUUGAAAGAAGGCCGCCUCCUUCGUGGCCUUUCGAAGGAAGGAUUGAUUUGGAAAAUCUGAAAGUUAAGUAUCGCCCGACUGCUCCAUUCGUUCUCAAAGGAAUCACUUGCACUUUUGUAGCAGGAAACAAGAUUGGAGUGGUCGGAAGGACCGGAAGCGGGAAAACGACUUUAAUAAGUGCUUUAUUUCGUCUUGUGGAUCCGACUGUCGGGAGAAUUCUUAUUGAUAAUCUUGAUAUAUGCACCAUUGGUUUAAAGGAUCUAAGAAUGAAGCUUAGUAUUAUUCCUCAAGAGCCGACUCUUUUCAGAGGGAGCGUGCGCGGUAACUUGGAUCCUCUAGGCCUUCACACAGACCAUGAAAUUUGGGAGGCUCUAGAGAAGUGCCAAUUAAAGAGCACCAUCAGCAGUCUCCCUGCUCUUCUGGAUUCAGCAGUGAGCGACGACGGUGAAAAUUGGAGCGCGGGGCAGCGCCAGCUAUUCUGUCUCGGCCGCGUCCUCCUUAAAAGGAACAAAAUCUUAGUUCUCGAUGAAGCAACUGCAUCGAUCGACUCCGCCACUGAUGCUACACUCCAAAGAGUUAUUAAGCGGGAAUUCUCAAGCUGCACUGUUAUAACCAUAGCUCACAGAGUCCCAACUGUCACAGAUAGUGACUUGGUUAUGGUUCUUUCGUAUGGAAAACUUGUGGAGUAUGAUAAACCAUUGAAGCUACUGGAAUCUAAAAACUCGGCCUUCGCCAAACUUGUCGCAGAGUAUUGGUCGAACUACGAGCAGAACUCUAUGACACACAUAAAGAACAGGUGAACAAAGAUCAGCUGGGGCAAAGUGAAGAAUAUGUUUAGCUUCAGUAGUUGACAAAAAUAUUUAUGUUAUUUAUUGAGAGAUUUGUCUCAUUCAAUUAACAAGAAGUUCAGAAGCAGCUUGUACAACAGGAAAAUAUUCACAUUAGUUAACAAAAAAAAAAAAAAUCAGUGAGAGAGAUGAUCUGAUAUAGAGAUUGUGCUCUCAAUAUUUGGGUUUCACCAGGAAAAAACAUUUCCCUCUUA